AUGGCAUCGAAAGCUGCUGCCCGUGUUAGAAAGAAGGAAGUUAUAAAGGUUGUACAUGGAGCUUUACUGAAAACGAAUAUCAAGGCUCAAAUGGCAUCUGCCGCACCUCCUUUGGGACCACAACUUGGUCAACGAGGUAUCAAUGUAGCUAACUUUUGCAAAGAGUUCAACAAAGAAACGGGACACAUUCACGCAGGUGCCAUACUACCGACUCGAAUAACAGUAAAACCCGACAGAACUUAUGAUCUAGAAAUAUGUUCCCCGUCAUCUUCAUGGCUUUUAAAAAAGGCUGCGGGAAUAGCAAGAGGGAAACAAUCAACAGGUUGA
Molecule: messenger RNA, 327 nt
Organism: Auanema sp. JU1783
Lineage: Eukaryota; Metazoa; Nematoda; Chromadorea; Rhabditida; Rhabditidae
Source: the annotation of a GenBank genome assembly